Halteromyces radiatus is the source of this 1392-nucleotide messenger RNA. Its product is annotated as pyridoxal phosphate-dependent transferase. Gene Ontology annotation, cellular component: cytosol. The record is from RefSeq and is a predicted model, not a curated record. Gene Ontology annotation, biological process: glycine biosynthetic process; L-threonine catabolic process. NCBI's taxonomy places the organism in Eukaryota, Fungi, Mucoromycota, Mucoromycetes, Mucorales, Cunninghamellaceae. Gene Ontology annotation, molecular function: L-allo-threonine aldolase activity. The coding region runs from base 37 to 1266 and encodes 409 amino acids. The transcript has 2 exons.
GGUGGAACCUCUUUUAGUAAUUUUUCCCUUUUAACAAUGAUCAUGUCAAUGGCAAUCAAAUCUAAACCCAUUCUUGUCAAGCAAGCGGUCUGUCGAUACUUGUCUACCUCUCCUGUGCAGCGGUUGUACAUUCAAAAUAAUCUCCAUAAUGAUCAAACCCAUACUUCUCAACCAGCCAUGGAUCCUAAUGCCAAGUUAUAUGACUUUAGAAGUGAUACUGUUACUGCCCCUACUGAUGAAAUGUUUGAAGUGAUGAAGAAGGCUACAAGAAAUGAUAGUGUCUUUGAAGAAGAUGAUAGUGUCCAUGAAUUGGAACGCCAUGUGGCUGAUCUCACUGGUCACGAAGCUGGUUUAUUCUGUGCAAGUGGUACCAUGACCAACCAACUCGGUCUCCGUGUACAUUUGACCCAACCUCCUCAUUCAGUUGUCUGUGAUGCUCGUUCUCAUGUUCAUUUGUGGGAAGCUGGUGGUAUUGCCUUCCAUUCUCGUGCUUCUGUUAGCCCUGUGAUUCCUCGCAAUGGUGUUCAUGUGACCGCCACUGAAAUUGAAGGUAAUUUGAUUGAACCUGACCUUCAUACUGCCCCUACUCGUGUUGUCUCCUUGGAAAAUACAUUAAGCGGUAUGGUGAUGCCCUUACAAGAUAUGCAAGAAAUAGCUGCGUUGGCCCGUGACCGUGGUCUUGCUAUGCACUUGGAUGGUGCUCGUCUUUGGAAUGCCCAUGUAGCUAGUGGUGUGCCUCUUCACGAAUACGGCAAGUGUUUUGAUUCCAUGUCCUUAUGUUUAUCAAAAGGUGUAGGUGCGCCUAUUGGAUCUAUGUUGGUGGGUAACCGAAAGUUUAUUGAUCGUGCUCGUCAUUUCCGUAAGUUGUUCGGUGGUGGUUGGCGACAAGCUGGUUCCAUUGCUGCUGCUGCAAAAUACUGUAUUGAUACUGUGGUGCCUACGAUGGAUGCUACUCAUGCUCUUACUCGUUAUUUGGCUGAUCAACUAGUAAGCUUGGAUAUUGAUCUUCAAAAUCCUGUACAUACCAAUAUGGUGUUGAUUGAUACCGCUCGUGUUGGCUUGAAUAUUCAAAAGGAUGUGGCUCCUGCUCUUUUGCGCAAGAACAUCAAGAUUGGUGGUAUGGGCUCCAAAUCAAGAAUCGUGUUACAUCAUCAAAUUGAUAAAGAAGGUGUGGAUCUUCUUUUAAGCGUCUUCCGAGAAGUUUUGGCUCAACACAACACUCGCAAAUUCCAACAAGAACAAGAACUCGCAUCAGCAGAAGCGUAGUUUUAUAGUGGUAGUUUAGAGAUAUCAUAAUUUAGUAUUAUCAUACAUGUAGAUAGAUUCAAAAGAUGGCAUAGUUACAACACAUUCAUAUAUCAUUCCCUUGCAUUGGCGUUUUUCUUUUUUUUU